Messenger RNA from Coregonus sp. 'balchen', 7172 nucleotides. NCBI's taxonomy places the organism in Eukaryota, Metazoa, Chordata, Actinopteri, Salmoniformes, Salmonidae. The record is from the annotation of a GenBank genome assembly.
AUGGAAGAGGACAUCAGCCUAAAGAAACGGAAAGGUGAUCCCCACGGCGACAAAGACUCAGAGCCCCGAGACUCUGGCCAGGAAGCUGAAGGUGAAAAGGUCAAGAAGCGCCGGGGACGACCUCCAGUGGAGAAACUGCCCCCCAACCCCCCCGAGCUCACCAAGCAGCUGAACACACUGGUGGAUAUGGUCAUCAACUACAAAGAUGGGUGAGAUUAGCAGGGAGAAUUGGGGAUGAGCACUGUGUUAAUUAUGUCAUUAUGAUGCAAUUAUGUCCACACUUAUUAAUUAACUAAUAAUUAGCAAUGUGUGGAUAAGAAGGGCAGUGAUGUUUGAUGUUAUACCAUGCAGGGACUGGUUCGACAUUAAUUACUUAUUUUGUUUCCCACCAUUUCACAGUGUGAGCAGUGUGUUGCAGAAAUGAUCAGAUAGAGAGGAUUUAGAUUGUAUCAGUCCCAUUAUGGCAUCUGUGAGAGCAGGGGCAGCAGGUAGCCUAGCAGUUAAGCGCUUUGGGCCAGUAACCGAAAGGUCGCUGGUUUGAAUCUCUGACAUGACUAGGUGAAAGAUCUGUCAAUGUGCUCUUCAACAAGGCACUUAACCCUAAUUGCUCCUCUAAGACCCUCUGCUAAAUGACUGAAAUAUAUAUAUAUAUAUAUAUAUAUAUAUAUAUAUAUAUAUAUAUAUAUAUAUAUACGGUACCAGUCAAAUGUUUGGACACACCUACUCAUUCAAGGGUUUGUCUUAAUUUUUUCUAGUUUUUACAUUGUAGAAUAAUAGUGAAGACAUCAAAACUAUGAAAUAACACUUAUAGAAUCAUGUAGUAACCAAAAAAGUGUUAAACAAAUCAAAAUAUAUUUUAGAUUUUAGAUUUUUCAAAUAGCCACCCUUUGCCUUGAUGACAGCUUUGCACACUCUUGGCAUUCUCUCAACCAGCUUCACCUGGAAUACUUUUCCAAAAGUCUUGAAGGAGUUCCCACAUAUGCUCAGCACUUGUUGGCUGCUUUUCCUUCACUCUGCCGUCCGACUCAUCCCAAACCAUCUCAAUUAGGUUGAGGUCGGGGGAUUGUGGAGGCCAGGUCAUCUGAUGCAGCACUCCAUCACUCUUCAUCUUGGUAAAAUAGCCCUUACACAGCCUGGAGGUGUGUUGGGUCAUUGUCCUGUUGAAAAACAAAUUAUAGUCCCACUAAGCCCAAACCAGAUGGGAUGGCGUAUCGCAGCAGAAUGCUGUGGUAGCCAUGCUGGUUAAGUGUGCCUUGAAUUCCAAAUGAAUUACAGACAGUGUCACCAGCAAAGCACCCCCACACCAUAACACCUCCUCCUCCAUGCUUUACGGUGGGAAAUACACAUGCAGAGAUCGUCCGUUCACCCGCACCGCGUCUCACAAAAACACAGCGGUUGGAACCAAUAAUCUCCAAUUUGGACUCCAGACCAAAGGACAAACUUCCACCGGUCUAAUGUCCAUUUCUCGUGUUUCUUGGCCCAAGCAGGUCUCUUCUUAUUAUUGGUGUCCUUUAGUAGUGGUUUCUUUGCAGCAAUUUGACCAUGAAGGCUUGAUUCACACAGUCCCCUCUGAACAGUUGAUGUUGAGAUGUGUCUGUUACUUGAACUCUGUUAAGCAUUUACUUAGGCUGCAAUUUCUGAGGCUGGUAACUCUAAUGAACUUAUCCUCUGCAGCAGAGGUAACUCUGGGUCUUCCUUUCCUGUGGCGUUCCUCAUGAGAGCCAGUUUCAUCAUAGCACUCUAUGGUUUUUGGGACUGCACUUGAAGAAACUUUCAGUUCUUUAAAAUGUUCCGUAUUGACUUACCGUCAGGUCUUAAAGUAAUGAUGGACUGUCUUUUCUCUUUGCUUAUUUGAGCUGUUCUUGCCAUAAUAUGGACUUGGUCUUUUACCAAAUAGGGCUAUCUUCUGUAUACCUUGUCACAACACAACUGAUUGGCUCAAACGCAUUAAGAAGGAAAGAAAUUCCACAAAUUCACUUUUAAGAAGGCACACCUGUUAAUUGAAAUGCAUUCCAGGUGACUAUCUCAUGAAGCUGGUUGAGAGAAUGCCAAGAGUGUGCAAAGCUGUCAUCAAGUCAAAGGGUGGCUAUUUGAAGAAUCUCAAAUAUAACAUAUAUUUUGAUUUGUUUAACACUUUUUUGGUUACUACAUGAUUCCAUAUGUGUUAUUUCAUAGUUUUGUUGUCUUCACUAUUAUUCUACAAUGUAAAAAAUAAAGAAAAAAAGAAAAAAAUUUGAAUGAAUAGGUGUGUCCAAACUUUUGACUGGUAGUGUAUAUAUACCUUCUUCUACUACUUCUAUGAGUUGGCAAACAAACUGAAAGGGUGUACACUGCCACCUAGAGUGUGUUGUUUGAACAGGUAUGACGCCAAGGUUGGCGAUUUACUGCCACCUUCAUUUAUGGAAUGUUUCCUCACAAGUAUAAUUCAUUGGCUGAGCCCUCCUGGUGACCUGGAUGGAAUUAUGUGAUCCUUCCUUAACCCAUAGGAAGUCCCACCCAGUUGACUAAUUCAAAAUGGUGAAAGUCCUCAAUGGUGCUGCCCAUGCUAAAACAAGCUUUUGGGCAUUAGAGUCCUCUAUCUAUUUCUAUGAUUGGACCUGACAUCAAAUAGAAGGUUUUCUUUCAAAUACUUCAGCUGCACUUGAUUGGCCUUGCCUGGCACAAUGGAACUAAAUCUGGCCAAUCUUCAACUCCAAGCAGGCUCAAACAAAUGCUUAAAGUAUUUGAAACAAAACACAUACUAUUGUCUGGAGAGGUCUGUGUCUUCUUGGUCCGUAACAGAGCCUGUGCUAAAUUCUUCCAGGUUGGGCCGUCAGAUCAGCAAAGGCUUCAUCCAGCUGCCUUCUAGGAAGGAGGUGCCAGAGUACUACGAGUUGAUCCGAAAGCCUGUGGACUUCAGGAGGAUCAGGGUAGGCUCAGUGGACCCUCUACACCAGGGAUUCCCAACCCUUUUCCCACAGGGUCCCCUAUUUUACAUUUGAUACAUUUAGACACAAAUACAUGGCAUUUUACAUUUUCAAAUUGCAUUUUAUAUAACAUUUCAUAGUUCAUAACAGCAUCACAAUGAAUUGCAAUACAGUGCACUUGUAGGCCUCCACAAAAACAGUAGGCUAUUUUACUGCAAAUAGCCUAACUGACUGUUUGUGUAAAACAGGUGGCCAUCUUAAAAAGGCUUUUCAAUUAUAUGCAGGGAUUUGGGAACACACCAUUUUCUGUUCAUAUUGCAUUUUAUAUAACCUAUAUCAGCAUCACAAUAAAUUAUUAUUUAUUAUUAUGCACCUGAAUUUAUAUUUGUACAUACAUGUAUCUAUUUAAUUAUUUAUUUAUCAUACUGUAUAUUUAUUACAAGUGGUCGAUUGGUGACAGAGUCACACACAAUAAUUUAUUACCUGCCGUUUCAUCUUUAAUUGGGGCCCUGGGCCCGUAUUUGCAAAGCCAGGGAUAGGAUGUCAGGUGUGAUGCUGGUGACAGCCAGACGAAAGUCAUUGUGCACUUUCAACUUUUUGCGUGCUUUUGUUUUGAUUGUAACCAGCGCGCUGAAUGCAGUCUCUGACAGGUAUGAAAUGCACCAGCACUUGGCCGUGUGAGAGGUAGAACACCUCUGUGACUGUGUGCAGCGGGAGAGUUUGGUGCGCCUCAUCUUCACAUAACUCCGCAAAGAGUCAUUUGUUCGUUGGGCGAGCUUUUAACCCUGGAGUUGAUUGACGCGCGUCACACGUAGGGCUGUUACGGUGACCAUAUUACCGCCACACAGGCUGUCACGAGUCAUGACGGCAGUCAAAUUCCACGUGACCAUUUAGUUAUUUAGGCUUCUCCAAGCUCUGAUGCUGCUGAUGGUCAUUAGUAGCCUACCAAACUUGCUAACUGCCUGGUACUCAGCUCUAUAUUGUCCCUCUAAUCACUCUGACAUCAAUGCAAAUGUAUCGAAAAUUGAAUCAAACACUUAAUGAGAGCCCAUGAGCUCAUGUUGCACAACAUUUCUAUAGGCUAUGCAAUUGCGCUUAUAAUGUGAAGAAAUAGUCUAAUAGUCGAUCAACAUUUUAAACUAAACCUUAUUAUCUGUUGCAUCAGGCUCAUUGCCUAAAACAGUUUUUUUUAUGCUAGUGGUUGUAUUAAUUUGGGAUCUAUCAUUCCACAAAUGUCCCAGACUAUGUUUGGAAUUUUUAUUUCUCACACAGAAUAGAAUAGGUCAACUUUUGUACAAUGGGGAAUAGUAGAUUGACAUAGGCUAGUGCUUUUGUUGUUUGGUAGGCCUACUCAUCUGGUUGGCUGUGGACAGUUCUUCCAAUAUCUUCAAUAUGCUUCCUCGGAAUUGGAUAAGGAAGCGUCCCUGUUGUGUUUGUCUUCACUUGUAGCCUGUGAGAAAGACCCGUGAGAGGUGCUUCGGCCCUGCAGUCGGGAGAAGGAAAUUAUAAUUAUUAUAUUCAGCCUAAGGGCACAAUGGCCACUGGCCGCAAAAGGCAUGGAUUUCUUUAGGGAGCAUUAUGGCCACACAAAGGGGAUGCAGCCUGGAAAUUCAAGCCAUUAUCCAAUUGCUUGUCAAAUUGUGAAUGAGAGACUGAUGAACUGUGUACAGCCUGCGCAAAAAAACAAACCAGAGCUCAUGCCUUUCAUGUGACUUUUUUCAAAUCCUCAUUAGAAGAUACAGCCUUAGAAUAUCUAAAAAAUCUAAACAUAUAGCCCAACAUUUGUAUCACAAUUUGUAUCACAACUAAAGUUACAUAAAUAAAGCGAAUGGGGGUAAAAAGUGCAAUGAGUAAAGUGACCUAACAUGGGUGAAAUGUUUUAUCUUCUGAGUUUUCUGAUAUCUUUCAGAGAUAUAGGACAUACACUUCAAAAGCUUAUUCCAUAUUAUACAUUUUUGGACUGUCUGUUUUGCCAUGUACUGUACAAAUGUGUUAUUCAAUGUGUAUCUAUGGUCUAUAGCAGUACAUGCCAAACUCAAUAUUUUAUCAAAUCAUUUUUAAAUACAUACAUGUUUUAUACCUACAGGGGUCCUAAAAUUCCAACUCAAAUAGCUAAAUGAUCCAUUUUAUGACCAUCUUAAAACAAUUCCAUAUUUUAGCUUAGUAGAUAGUGCCAAAUAUGGGCUUAGACCUACAGGGGUUAACUAUUAUAACUACAGUCUUCAGUGUUUCGUUGAGCUCCUUGGACAGGUGUUUGCUCGUCAGGACUUGUCUGUGUAUCAUGCAGUGAAACAAUGCACAAUUGGGAGCCUUUUCCUUCAAGCAGCUUUUGAGGCCCUUGGUCUUUCCCAUUAGUGAUGCAGCCCCAUCAGUACAGCAUGCAACUCAAUUCUCAUAGGAAAGGUUGUGUUUUGUAAAGUACAUAGCCUAUCAACUGCACAACAAAUAUCUUCUCCUCGUGUGGUUGUGGUCAGAGUUACAGAAGUCUGUUUCAUCAAUGUACUGCACAUACACAAUGAGCGCAGCCUCGCCUUCCACUACGGUGGUUUCAUCCAGUUGGAAAGAAAAGGGGCUCUUUUGUGCGCCCCCCAUCCCCCUGAAAUUAAGUCAGGCCUCACGCCACAACAGGAAACAUUGGCGCCGGGGGCGCACCCCCUAGAUUGGGAAUCCCUGCUCUACACUGCAAUCUAUAGACUCAGCACAGCACCAACCCACCCAAAUCUUCCCCACACCAAUUCAGCGCAGAACCAAAUCUCAACACUAACUCACCAAAUCUCAACACUGACCCACCAGAUCUACCCACAAAUCGUCCCACAUACCAACUGGCCAUAGGCAUGUUAACAAAGUCACAGAUGCAGUGCUAUCCUUUCAGCAUAUUCCAUCAUCAUCCGAGCCAACUUUUCUAUGAUGUUGGAUUCAGGUAGUAAUAUGCACUGUAUUUAUGUGAGCGUACAUGUUUUCUGACCAUGUGUUGUUUUUUUGUAGGAGCGUGUGCGCAAUCACAAGUACAGGAGUGUGGGGGAUCUGGAGAAAGACAUCAUACUGCUGUGUCACAACGCACAGACCUUCAACCUGGAGGGAUCUCAGGUGUGGCUGCUGGAAUUCAUACCACUGCCUCCGGUUCUACAUGAAAUCCACAUACCAUGAUGCCCCCAGCUCAUGACUGUGAGAGGCUAAUUUGGUUUAUGUUAUGUGUGUGUUUGCCAUAGAUAUUUGAGGACUCGAUUGUUCUCAAGUCUGUGUUUGAGAGUGCACGACAGAGGAUUGUCAGUGAUGAUGAGGAGAAACAGGACAGCACUGCCAUCCGUAAUGAUGAUGGAGGUCGAGACAAUCAGUUGGUUUCAUGAGCAGGUGAGACCCGGCCGUUGUGAUCUCAAAACAAACUCUGUGAAGAUUACCUUCUUUUAAAAACAGAAUGGGAAAAUCAAGAUCACGCAGUUCAGUUGACAAUGAGAAGCACAUUUUCACUUUCACUCACCCGAACGAUUGUGAGUUAUCAAGCAUUAUUAUUUAGAUUUUGAAUAGCUUGAAAUGAUUUAUUUUCUCAAAGAUCAAUGACAGGACAAACUAAUAUCUGGUUGUCAUUAUAUAGAGUAAAUGAAAACUAGUGCCUUCAACUCUCUUUUGUUCCUUUCUUAAUCCUCUCUUUUCAGUGAAAACGGCGGCAACGCAGGCGACACAGAGGAUGAAGGAGGAGAGGAGCAGAAAGAUGAAGGUCAAGAAGACCGUCAACAGUGAUGUAGACAGCGAUGAGGAUCUGGAGGACAAUACAGCUAAAGAUGAGGGUUGACCUGGAGGACCAACGCUAGUUCAAUUACCCUCCUUAUCCUCUUUCUUUCUCUCCACUAUCACUGUUUUUGCAUUGCAGCUUAUUAAUUUGCUCACCUUGCAAAAAGGUUUGUCUCAUCUCAAGUCAAGAAAGCUACUCAAAGGAAUGUACGUACUUAAUGAUGUUGGUCCUCAAGUAAUUCAUGCAGCCUUAAACGUUCAUGUCUUUUUACUAUUAUUUUGCCUUUACGUUUUUUAAACGUUUUUUAAUGAUGUUCUUCCCUCGGUCUUCAUAUGAAAGCUGCUGUGUGUAUCCUUAAUGCUUUACCAGAGGAUAUCUCUCCACUCUUUUUCCAUGAGUUGUUUUUUUAUUUGAAAGUGUUAUUACUUUAUGUGUGAAAUUAUGUAUUUCUGCUAAGACGGAGACCACCCUCAGAGAGUGGCGCCUGUUGAUAACAUCCCUAUAUGUUGUGUAUAGGUACAGUGAGGGAAAAAAGU